Messenger RNA from Osmia bicornis bicornis, 1190 nucleotides. RefSeq names its product INO80 complex subunit E-like. Gene Ontology annotation, biological process: protein ubiquitination; chromatin remodeling. Gene Ontology annotation, molecular function: ubiquitin-protein transferase activity; zinc ion binding. Gene Ontology annotation, cellular component: nucleus; Ino80 complex. The record is from RefSeq and is a predicted model, not a curated record. The coding region runs from base 347 to 1057 and encodes 236 amino acids. The transcript has 6 exons. Lineage: Eukaryota; Metazoa; Arthropoda; Insecta; Hymenoptera; Megachilidae.
AAUAAAUCAAUUGCAUAUGUACAGUUUGUCUUUUGAUUAUUAAAAUAAUAAUAAAUUGAUUAAAUAAGGAACAGAAGAGCACAAUCGUUUAUUUUUAGAAAAAGAAAUUCACUAAAUUGUCGGUGAAAAUACAAUGUAAUGCUUUUCGUAGAAUGGUAGCAUUUUGAAGUUACUAUAGAAUCGAUAAAGAAGUACAUACAGAAUGGAAGCCAGUCAUAAACAGCUUAUUUAUCUUCUUAAUAAUCGUUCGUCUCGAUUAUUUGUAAGAGACAAAAAACUAAUUUAAAAGUUCGAGUAGGUAUCGUCAAAAGCAGUAUCAAUUUAAACUUGAUGUUGCAGAUGAUCAAUGUUGGAAGGAUGGUAUUGUCGUUCAAUUGCAAACAACAAUGCAGAUGCAGAAGACGAUGAUGACGAUAGCCCAGAGGAGGAAGUGCCUAAUUAUAAGGAUCAGUAUCGAAAUCUUAAAAGGAAGUUGAAAUUUCUAAUUUAUGAAAAUGAAUGUUUUCAAGAAGCUUUACGGUCUACGCAAAGGAAAUUACUUAAAGUAAAUAGGGAUAAAAGUUUUUUAUUAGAUCGAUUACUGCAAUAUGAAAAGGUAGACGCGUCGUUUAGUGAAAGUGAUGAAACAGAAUCAUCCGAUGAAGAAGUUACGCGUCUAGAUACUUCUAAAAGAAAAAAAAUAGAGAUGAGCAUUAGUAAUCACACUCCACAUCACAUGCCGACCGUGGCGAAACCGCUAAACACAAGUAAAAAGAAAAAAUCCGCUCCAAAAGUGACGAAGUCAAACAAUAUACCUAUAGUACAAUCAGCCAAUAAUGUAGUACCGAUGCCUUUAAUGUCGGAUGGUCAUAUGACACCGGAAGAGGUCGAAAGACAUUUAGAGUCGCGUCAAACUUAUUUGGAAUUAGUACCGGAAAAGGCACCGCCUACGGUUCCGACGGAAAUGUUCAGUAACGAUCCGUCGUUGGAUAGCGAAUCAAAUGAAAUUGGAGAAUUAGAAACUUCGCCGAGUAAUAUGGGCGAGGAUUGUCUCAGCGUGGAUAUGAUGGCUGAGUGACAAAACGUUUGUUUAUAGUUUAGCGAUUAAUUAAAAACUGCACAUAAUUAUGUAUCGCAUUAAUAUUAUCAUAUUUGGCUAACUUAACUGUAAUAAUCGUGACAUAAUACAAAUUUUUAUACGUGUAAUAGUA